Molecule: messenger RNA, 3141 nt
Organism: Octopus bimaculoides (California two-spot octopus)
Lineage: Eukaryota; Metazoa; Mollusca; Cephalopoda; Octopoda; Octopodidae
Biological process (GO): embryo development; regulation of transcription by RNA polymerase II
Cellular component (GO): nucleus
Molecular function (GO): DNA-binding transcription factor activity, RNA polymerase II-specific; RNA polymerase II transcription regulatory region sequence-specific DNA binding
Source: RefSeq, a predicted model, not a curated record
AUAUAUACGAUGUUUCUUGUAAAGGCUGUUUUAUUGGAUCAACUUCGCAAAGUGGAACAGAAGUGUAGUAAGCAAAAGAUAGAUUUAAUUGCGAGUGAAUAAUGAGGACUAGCUUAACAUGUCCCUGAGCAGUUAUUAUUGCUAUUAUUAUUACAAUAAUAAUGACUUUUAUUUCAUUGUUUUUUUCCCCCCGUUACAAACUGAUGGACACGCGAUUGAAAAGUUUAUAAAUUUCUGAAGCAGGACACGCGGAUCGUACAAAUAUAUAUUUAUAUAUUUUUUGUUUCUUUCAUAAAUAUUUUACUUCAGAAGUUGUAAUCUUAUACACGGCAAUAUACGUGUGCGUGUAUGUAUCUUCAUUAACGAUACACAUGUAUAAAAAAAUAUACUUUAUUCAUAUAAUUAUUCAUUUUCAUGUAUUUACUUAUAACUAACCUUAUGAUAUACACAGAUUCACACUAACUUCUGCAUAUAUGCACGCAUCUACACUAUAAUACAAAGAACCGAUAAUACAUAUUUACAAAGUAACAUUAUAGUUUUACGAAUCCAAUAUAGGUAGAAUCAACAAAAAGUACUCCAUUCUGUGAGAGAAAAAUAUCAAUUUAAUACACAAUUUAAAAGGAGCUGCUAGUAGUUUCAUACUUUUUCAUACUGUAAAUUGGCAGAUUUAUAAACCACCCGAUGUAUAAUCAAGUUUUCACAAUACAUCCAUAUUAAAAUAGUUAAAUAUAUAUGUACAUUAGAUUAUUAAAACCAUACCAUAUAGUAACUAUAAUUACAUAAGUUAUAUAUGAAUAAUAUAUAUUUAAGAUUCUUAUAUAUGUAAUUAUAUAUAAUUUAGCAUAUAAUUAAAACCAUCCCCAAAAUUCACAUUCAUACAUACACAAAGAAGCAAGAAUAUAAGAAUGAUAAAAUGCAAAAAUGGAAACUGAAGAAGAUAAUCUAAUAGAAAACCGAAAACAGAAUUUGAAAUUCUUCAAAAGAAAGGAACAGAAAAAGGAAAAAAAAUUCAUUAUAUCGACAUAUAUUCUUUGUUUCAUAUAACACUUUUUUUUCCUUCGUGUGGAAAAUUUUUGAACAUACAAAUUUUUGAUAUCACAUAAACCAAUAUAUAUAUAUAAAGCCAUUUUCAUAUCAGCGAUUCAAGGAGUUAAAUUGUCUACCUUAAGAGUUGAUCGACUUCCUAUCAUUACAAUCAUCAUGGCACAUACUUUGAUCAGCCCAACUAUGAUGUUUGUACACCAUCCAAUUCGCCCAUUCUUCUCUCAGUCACACUUCGGAGGUAACCAUUCUUCCUGUUUGCCACCAACCAUGAGCAACAACAGUUCAACCACAGGCGUUCCUAGCUGUGCCCUAAAUGACAUUCUCCAUUGCCAGCAACUUGUGUCAGGUUUUUUACCAUGGCCACCAUCGUACAUUCCAAGUCCAUCUCCUCGAAGGCAAAGAGAAGAUUAUUUUAAUUAUCCAAGUAAACAGAAUGGAAUGUCAUCGCUGCUAAGUUUGCAGUCAGCCAUAGUUCCUCCUGCUGCACAUAGACUUGCAUUAGCUCAGUCAUCAAAAUUGCUUAACCAAUUCCAACAUGUCAAAGAAGAGCCCACCACUACUAGUCUUCAUGAUCCACACCAUCUUAACCAUCUUCGGCGACAACAACAUGUGCAACAUCCUAGUCAUUUGAGACAUCACAAACAACAACUUGAAGAACUACGACUGAAGACAACGUCCCAUAACCAGUUCCACUGUUCUAAUAGCAGUGAAUGCGGUUGCUGUGAAACUGUUGUAAAUUCUUCAAUUGCUAAAAAUAAUGGUUGCUGUAAUAGUAAUAAUAAUAAUAGUAACAAUAAUAAUAUUAAGGGUAAUAGUAAUUAUAAGAAAGCUAAUACUGAUGAUGACAGUAGUGGUAGUGAUGACAAAGAUGUUGAAGGUGAUGAUUCCUACAGGUGUAAAUCACCAGCAUUUAAUUUUCGGAAUCUUGGUAAAUCCAUGGAAGCAAUUGAAGAGGCGAAGCAAAAGAGAAAAAGGCAAAUUUCAACGCCGGAACCAGAAAUCGAUGUUGUGACAAUAACAGAAGUUCAUCAUCUUGAAGGAAAAAUAAAUGAGAACAAGAAACAUCUUGGAAUUUUGGUGGACAGUCCGGAGAAAUCGAUGAGUAUUGCAGACAGUCAACACCACAAACUAACAACCACAACGACCACCACCACAACAACAGCUGAAUCAAAUAAAGUUGUUUAUAAAUACGAACUCACCAAAGACAGCAAUAGCAGUAGUAUUAACAGUAAUAGUAUUAUUAAUAGUAGUAGUAAUAGCGGUGGUAAUGACAAUAUGUUCACAGAAGUACGAAAAUAUCAGCACUUCCGUCGCCAGCUCUUAAGUAGUCAACAGUUUCAUAAUAGAUUGCAGGAGUUACAUCAUAUCAGAACCCCUCGUCGAUUUCAAAAACCUGGAAAUAUUACAACCUCACUGAGAGCUAGAAGAUCUAAAUUUAAAAAAGGUGAGAAACGAGUAUAUAUUUGUCAGUAUUGCCAACGAAGUUUCACCAAAGCUUACAACCGAAACAUACACGUGAGAACACAUACCGAUGAACGUCCUUAUCAGUGUGAUAAAUGCUUAAAAUGGUUCCGUCGGCGAGAUCACCUACGAGAUCACAAAUACACCCAUCAAGAGAAGAAACCAUUUAUUUGUGAAAUUUGUGGGAAAGGUUUUUGUCAGUCAAGAACUUUGAAAUCACAUACAGCUGUUCAUCAUCCUGCAAGGUUACCACUCUGAGUAUCAGCUGAACUUCUGCCAAAUUCCAGCAUGCGAAGAUUUGUAGCCAAAUCAACAGAAAUAUAUUGACGAGAAGUAUGUACAUACAACUGCAAAGAAGGAUUCCAUAAAUUACCUUUUUGUGACAUUUCACACUCAAGCACACAUCAGAGAUGUACUUGCCAGCCAUGUGAAUUCUAUUUGAGACCAUGUGCUGAAAUUAAAACAAGUUUCAGCAUGGAAGUUAAAAAACAAAACGAAGACUGAUCAUUGCUAGCCUAAGUAUUGAACUAGCAGUUGUUAUCGGAAUAGAACCUGUUAUCAAGAACCAUUACAUAGUCAAAAUGGUUUUAUAAAACAUUCAUUUUAUAUUACACAAUUAAAAUACAUCCUAGGUUG